This is a messenger RNA of Gongylonema pulchrum, 276 nucleotides long. Lineage: Eukaryota; Metazoa; Nematoda; Chromadorea; Rhabditida; Gongylonematidae. The record is from the annotation of a GenBank genome assembly.
AUGGCUCGGUGCCGAUUUAGCGUGAAGGAUGCUGAAAACGCAGUAACAGUGGAGCGGAGGGACGGGGGUGGCUCGACAGAGCACAGCGAAGGCCAGCAACUGAAUCGGAGCCAAGCGAAACGAGCAAGCGCAGAAGAGAGGAACGGAGAAAGCAAAGUCCACAGCCAGCAGCACAUCGAAGCGACCAGGAAAAGACCGGAAGUGCGUUGCUGCACCGAGGAAUCGUGCGCGCGAAAAGAAACACUGCGACCAGCGUUUUCAAACGUGACACAGUGA